UUCGGACCUGUUUGUUUACUCAUUUACUACUUACUAGACAUGUUAGAGUCAUACUUGCGCAGUCUGGCAGUGUAUCAUUGCGUUGGAUUGAUGCAUCAUGAUUAUGACGUAUGUUUGGCGCAGUUGGUCAUUUUGCACGAUUGAUCUGUCGAUCUUAUCCCAUGCUUCCUCUCUUUCACUGUUGUGGGAGAAUGUUUCAGAAAAGGAAGUAGGCCUAAGCCCAGUACAGCCUAAUUGAUCGACUAACAUGACUGAUAAAUGCCCAACAUGUAGGCCUACUAGUAAUAGUACUAUGAUUAUAGAUACUGGGCCUGUAGCCGUGGUAGCCGCCUUAGUCCAGCCCUGCCUAGUGUAGACCCACACACUCAUCAUUAGUGCAGAGACAAGAUCAGGUGCCUAGUGGGUGAAAAAUGUCGUCAGUAAAAGCGGAAGAGGAAACCAGUGAUGAAGCCAUGCUCCAUAUGGAUGUAGAACAGAUACCAAUGGUGCCUACCAUGCUUGCACAAGACAAUCUUGAGGAUGAAGGGCCAGUAGCCAAGAGACAGCGAUUAGAUGAUGGCGAUGCUAGGACAUCAAUGGAUGACAGCAUCAAGGCCAUUCUUUUUAACAUCAACAAGGCUAUAUGCUGUCGACUGGACAGUAUGGAACAAAAGUUGACCAACCUACACAACACCUGUAUGAAGAUGGGACGCAAGGUGGACUGUCUCAAUUUGACCGUUUCUCGGGCUAUGGCUAAAAUCAAGGAUGUUGAGACAGCAAUCAGUGAAAGCAAUGGUACUCCGUCCCCUAAUAAUGCUGUGGUUAUAGGGAUUCCUUCUGAGGAAGAACAGAGAGAGCCGAGUUCUCCACAAGCGUCAUCACUUUCAAGAAACCUCAGUCGUAAUGUGACAUUGAUUACACUGAACACAGAAGAGGACUUUCCACAUGGGUCCUGGCUAGGAGAUGAGACUAAUGUGGAAUGUAGAGUCCGAUGUGGUAUAUUGCCAACUGACAUGCUGCAUGUGAUGCAAACCUCCAAGACACCAGAGAAGUGCGCCCUCAAGCUGCUAGACUACCUCUUUGAUCGGGAGACGCAAGCAACGUCAAACUUGUCUGGAACAGGCAAACAUGGGAAGAAACAGCUGAACCCGCUCAUGAUUUAUGGACUGAGAUGUCACCUGAUCAAGCACUUUGGCAUCACUGAUACUGACUGGCAUCGAAUCCGGAUGAACAUUGACUCCAAAUGUCGCACUGCCUUCCGUCGUAAGCAACGGGGUCUGCCUCUGACUGUCAAGGCAUUUGGGUACAAGACCAGCACACCAGAGAGUGAUCACAUGUUUGCUGAAAGGUUUGAGGAGAGACAAGACACCAUGAAUGACUCACACAGCUCCGAUGACUGUAGCAGUUUGCACACCCACAGAGUUCAUGUACAAUUACCAGUUGACCACACCCACCUGCAGGAAUUAUCUCAUGAUGAAGAACAUCAUGCCCAGGCUGGAUCUGUUCUCAAGAAGGUUCAGAUUCAGCAGGACGGCAUAGAGUUGCAUGAGGGACAGAUCAACAUCACCCAGACUGGUGAGAUCCAAAUAGCCGUUGUAGAGGACCAUGGCACUGCAGGAACAACAUUGGUCCUCCAGCAGAGUGAACCAGUCCCUGACAAUCACCAUCACCACCCUGAUGAUGAGGAAGGUAUUCAUGAGGUCAGGGGUCAAGAUGGUGUCAUGGAUAGCAGUAGUGUUAAAAGUGGGACUCAGUGAAAUUGAAGGCAUACAAUGAACUGGUGAGAAAAUGCUACUCGUGUAUUUUGGAACAGACGUAUAAGUAUUUAAGAAGAGACAUAUUGACAAAGUGGUUGAUAUGCGUGGUGCAGUUACUAUUAAACACUUCUCUUUUAGUGUUCCCAAUGUUUGUGUAAAGAAAUCCAAAAGGGAACACAAAACAGCAGCUGCAGGAUAAAGGGGACUCCAGACUUGAAAAAGAUGCCCCCAAACCGGCAACUAAAUCUGGGACAUUAUGAACCUGCUUAGCUGGCAAUAAUUGCUGAGGAAAUCGGCUUCCUGUUGGUUUGUUAUUUCCAGCACAAAACUUCCACUCACACCAAGUUGCAACCUUCACAGUUAGGGGGCGUACAACCCAAGCAAAGCCAGAGAAUUCAAAGAAAUUACCCGGAGUAAAUUUCUAUUGAGCAGCUAGCAGCCCUGAGUGAUCCCACUAGUAGAAGGACUGGUCCUCUCUGGUUUCUUCAGUUGAUAUACAUUGUAAACGAGACUCUUCAAAUCUACCGAUGCACUACUGUGUUCACGCAAAUAUCAAGGGCUUGUUCGUUU
Molecule: messenger RNA, 2306 nt
Organism: Acanthaster planci (crown-of-thorns starfish)
Lineage: Eukaryota; Metazoa; Echinodermata; Asteroidea; Valvatida; Acanthasteridae
Gene: banp
Product: BTG3 associated nuclear protein
Biological process (GO): protein localization to nucleus; negative regulation of protein catabolic process
Molecular function (GO): DNA binding
Source: RefSeq, a predicted model, not a curated record